Messenger RNA from Punica granatum (pomegranate), 3458 nucleotides. The record is from RefSeq and is a predicted model, not a curated record. Lineage: Eukaryota; Viridiplantae; Streptophyta; Magnoliopsida; Myrtales; Lythraceae.
CAGUAUCGCAAUUCAGCGUAAAAUUUGGGGUCAUUUUGAAAACAAAAAAAACUAUGGGGGGUCGGAGCUUCGACUGUGAUUUGUCUCGUCUUUCUUGAGAUUGAGAUGGUCCGGGGGAGUGAGGAUGUGGAGGCGUCGGAGCUUCCAUGGCCCUGCGGCUCUUCGAUUUCAAGCCGGUAGUUAUCAUCAAGUUGUCGCUCCUCUGCUUCGCAAUCACACUCAGGUAUGCAAUUUCGCAUCUGCUGCCGGAGCUGUCAAGCACGAAAUUGAGAGGCCGAGAACCCUCGAUGAGGCCCAGAAUUGCUUCCAUAGCAUGACUCUCAUGCAGCCUCCGCCUCAUGUUUUUGAGUUCUGCCGUCUCUUGGGAGCGGUUGUCAGGAUGAGACACUACUCCUCUGCGAUUGGUUUGAUCGAACGCAUGGAUGUGUUAGGGCUCGCCUGCCAUAUCUCUGUCUGGAAUAUCUUUAUAAAUUGCCUCUGCCAUCUCAAGGAAGUGGAUCUCGGUUUCUCUGCUUUGGCUAAACUGAUCAAGCUUGGGCUUCGACCGGACUCCGUCACCCUAAAUACUCUGGUCAAUGGGCUUUGUUCCAAGGGUGUGAUUUCUAAAGCAGUGAUGCUUGCCGAUGAGAUGUCGAGCAUUGGGUUCGAGCCCGACUCAUUCACUUGCGCAACAAUUAUAAAGGGUUUGGUGAGGACUGGCAAGACCGACCUUGCCGUCGGAUUGAUGGGCAAGUGGGAGAAAGUGAGCGGCAGGCUGGACGCAUUUGCUUAUACCACUACCAUUCAUGGGCUAUGCAAGCAGGGACGAGUAAUAGAGGCUUUCAACCUCUUAAACAGGAUGGUCCAAAGAGGCAUUCAACCCAACAUUGUCACUUAUAACUCUCUUAUUCACGGUCUUUGUUGUGCGGUCCAGUGGAAACAGGCUGUCCUCCUGUCAUAUAAGAUGCGCGGUAAGGAUUUUGCACCAAAUUUAUUGACUUAUACCUCCUUGCUUCACGGUUUAUGCCAGCUAGGUCGAUGGAGAGAAGCCAACAUUCUGUUGAAACAAAUGGUGGCAGAGGAGAUCCAACCAAGUGUCGUUACUUAUAACACUUUGAUUCGGGCUCAGUGCAACAUGGGGCAAUGGCAUGAGGUCCAGGUACUGUUUCAGGAGAUGGAGCAGGGGGGAAUACUUCCGAACGUAAAUACAUUCAGUAUUUUGGUGGAUGCAUUCUGUAAAGAAGGGGAACUUUCGGAAGCAGAACGCGUCUUCGAAAUGAUGGCCCAGAAAGGUGUGGAGCCCAAUGUAGUCACAUACAAUUCAAUAAUUGAUGGGUAUUGCCUUCAUAAUCGCGUGGAUGAUGCUGCUAAGUUAUUCGGUCUGAUGCUUGAACGGAAUUACGCUCCUAAUGUUGUCACUUAUAAUGCAUUGAUCAAUGGAUAUUGCAAGUCCAAACAAAUCCAUAAAGCGUGGCUUCUAUAUCAAGAAAUGCUUGGCAAGGGUUUGAUUCCUGAUGUGGUGACGCACACUACUCUCAUCGGGGGCUUCUGCCUGGUUGGCAAUUUUCAUGCUGCAGAGCAGCUAUUUGACAAGAUGCAUGCUUAUGGGCAACCUCCAGAUGUCCAAAGUUACGCCACUAUGUUAGAUGGCUUGUGUAAAGCAAAACAAGUAGACAAGGCAAUUGCAGUGUUCCAGCAAAUGGAGAAUCAUCAGUUGGAGCCUAGCAUCGUGAUUUACAAUAUCCUCAUCAAUGGUCUAUGCAAUGCAGGGAAGCUCGAACCUGCAAGAGAACUCUUCAAAGGUUUGUCUGCAAAAAAGGUGGAAGCUGAUGUUGUCACUUUCAACACAUUGAUUAAUGGAUUGUGUAAUGAAGGUCAUAUAAGCGAAGCCUUCACAUUAUUUAAUGAGAUGGAAGGAAGGGGAUGUGUCCCGAAUUCAGGCACAUACAAUGUGUUGGUUAGAGGAUUUCUUAGAAAUGGCGACAAGUUAAGUGUGGAGCAGUUGCUACGAGAAAUGAAUCAGAAAGGUCUCGCUGCAGAUGCAUCAACAGCCGAACUCUUGCUUGAUCUAUUAUCAAAUGAUGCGUCGAUUCUAAAACUAGUACAUAAUAUUUAGUGAAUCUUUUGUCUUUCUUCUCACGGGGAAAGUGAUUGAGAAAGGAAUCUCUGUAGAUGCAUGCUCGAGGCGAACUUUUGCCUAAUCUGUCAUCCGGUGUUUGAUCCAUUGAUUUAUGACUCUUUGGGUGAAAGGAUUAAGUGCAGGGUAUAAAGUUCGAAGGUAAAGAUUCAAGACUUGCCGGUGUUACUUUUCUUCAUGACUUGACUCAGAGUAGAUUUCCUCUGCUGUUUCCUGAGUUCUCGAUUUUUGCGCUUGACUAUAAAAGCAUUAGUUGGGUUCAUUUUUACAUUGCUUAGCAUAAUUAAAUCUAUCCAGUAGGAAGGCUAGGAAAUUGGUGCUCAUCAAACUUCUUUAAUCGAUGAAGCAAAGGGAUGCAAGACCAAAUAAUGCCGUAAGUUAUAACCGUAAAAACUAGCAUCUUCAUGAACUCUGUUCUUUAACCAGUAAUAAGAAUAACUGGCAUCAUUCUUUUUUCUAUUCUUUAGUCGAUACAGCAUUCGUUUCACAAAAAAUGAAACUUGUGCUCACCAGGGUAUUAGUGAUUUCGAGAAUGUUGAAGGUUAGAUGGAAUUUUGAUCAUGCUGAUUCAGUUGUUGGAUGUUCUUGUGUUGAAUUUAUCAGAGAAGGAUAAGUCCACUUUGCGAGGGUUUCGAUCUUACAGUCAAAAAGAGAAGCCUAGGAAUGUGGCAAAACUUGGCUGGGCAUUGGUUCAUCUGCCCUAGAGGUUGGGAGACUCGAGUUAAUCAAAUCUACUACGGGGGGAAUUUUUGUGCAGGUUGGCUUGCGGGGAAGGCCAAGCAUCUUCCAUUCAGUCUUGUUUACAACCAAGAUAAGAGAGCGGAAAACAUUUUCCCGAUCAAAUUCAUUUUCUUUGAGGAUCCGCUUGUAUUAGUAAUCAAGUGUAAAGCUGGUGUUCCAGAUGUUGCAAUGUGGAGCACGGGGGCUGGUGGACGUUCAUGAUGCUGCGAUGGUGAGCAGGGCGGCAAUUGCACCCCUGCACUCGAGUAAUUUUUAUUUUUAGUGAAGGCGCUCACAGAUCUCGGUUAUGGAUGAGGCCAAAACAUGGCAGCUCAGUAGCGAGGGCUGAUCUUCGAAUGGUGCGUUCAGUUUACCUCAGAGAAAGCAACUAAUGCAUUGCUAAUUCCUAAUCGAUACUGCAUGCAUCAACGCCGUUACCUCCCGACACAAGGGAUGAAUUUUUCCAUUGUUUAAUGUAUUCGUGUUUGCCCGGGGGAUGGUCGUCAUUGUUUUGACUUUAGGCCUCAAUAAUUUCGAUAAUUUAACAGUUUAUUCGGUGAUAUGUUGGUAUUUGAUGGAAAAACAAAGGUAUCCCCAACGCAUUGAAAGUUUUUUUUGGUCU